Thalassophryne amazonica is the source of this 962-nucleotide messenger RNA. It is a transcript of the gene gnmt, whose product is annotated as glycine N-methyltransferase. The transcript is spliced from 6 exons. Gene Ontology annotation, molecular function: identical protein binding; glycine binding; S-adenosyl-L-methionine binding. Bases 44 to 946 code for a protein of 300 amino acids. Lineage: Eukaryota; Metazoa; Chordata; Actinopteri; Batrachoidiformes; Batrachoididae. Gene Ontology annotation, biological process: S-adenosylmethionine metabolic process; regulation of gluconeogenesis; one-carbon metabolic process. Gene Ontology annotation, cellular component: cytosol. The record is from RefSeq and is a predicted model, not a curated record.
AUCUGUCCUCGCAUGUAAACAGAACCUGUGUUCGUCGGGCAGAAUGGCCGGAAGCAGCAAUGUGUCGGUCGACAGCGUGUUUCGGACCCGGUCCCUCGGCGUGGCCGCGGAGGGACUUCCUGAUCAGUACGCCGACGGAAGAGCGGCCAAAGUGUGGCAGCUGUACAUCGGAGACACGCAGAGCCGCACGCAGGAGUAUAAAAGCUGGCUGGUGUCCCUGCUGAGAGCGCACGGCGUGUGCACGGUGCUGGACGUCGCCUGCGGAACUGGCGUUGACUCCAUUAUGUUGGUUGAGGAGGGAUUUAAUAUGGUUAGUGUGGAUGCCAGUGACAAAAUGCUCAAGUAUGCACUGAAAGCCAGAUGGGAGAGAAGAAAAGAACAAGCUUUUGACCAGUGGGUGAUUGAAGAGGCCAACUGGUUAACAUUACCUGAAGACAUUCAGAAACCAGGGGAAGGGUUUGAUGCUGCCAUCUGUCUUGGCAACUCAUUUGCCCACUUACCAGACUUUAAAGGAGACCAAAGUGACCAAAAGUUGGCCCUUCAAAACAUCGCCAGCAUGGUCAGACCAGGCGGGAUCCUCAUCAUUGACCAUCGCAACUAUGACUACAUCCUGGAGACUGGCAGGGCACCACAAGGCAAAAAUAUUUACUAUAAGAGUGACCUAACUCAGGACAUCUCCACUUCAGUGUUGUGGGUCAACAGUAAGCCUCAUAUGGUCACUCUGGACUACACCAUCCAGGUGCCAAACAACACCCAAAGUGCUCCUGAUGUCAGUAAGUUCCGUCUGUCCUACUACCCUCACUGCCUGAAGAGCUUCACUGCUUUGUUGACUGAGGCCUUUGGCAGCAAACUGGAGCACAGCGUCUACGGAGACUUCAAGAAGUAUGACCCUGGCCAAACCAAUGCCCCAUGCUACUUCAUUCACGUGUGUAAGAAAUUGGCCUGAGAGUCUGAACCCAUGG